This is a messenger RNA of Eptesicus fuscus (big brown bat), 1700 nucleotides long. It is a transcript of the gene PLD4, whose product is annotated as phospholipase D family member 4. Gene Ontology annotation, molecular function: catalytic activity. Gene Ontology annotation, cellular component: nucleus; phagocytic vesicle; endoplasmic reticulum. The record is from RefSeq and is a predicted model, not a curated record. The transcript is spliced from 10 exons. Lineage: Eukaryota; Metazoa; Chordata; Mammalia; Chiroptera; Vespertilionidae. Gene Ontology annotation, biological process: phagocytosis; hematopoietic progenitor cell differentiation. The coding region runs from base 37 to 1494 and encodes 485 amino acids.
GAGGGCUGAGGGCUGCAGUCUGCAGCUGGAGCCGAGAUGGGUGCCAAGGCAGGGCCCCCAGAGGUGCUGGGAGCGCUGGCUGUGCUGGGGCUCGGGGCCGCUCUCCUCUGCCUCCUGUGGGAAGCGCCCUGGCUGCCCCCCUGGGGCCAGCGGCACCCCGAGGAAGGGCCGGCCAGGCCCCCGGGUUGCGGCUCCAGCCCAGCCUGGGAGCCCCUGGGAGGGGAGGCCCAGUGGCUGUGGCAAAACUCCUGCCGGCUGGAGCUCGUGGAGAGCCGCCCCCAGGACCUGCCCUUCGCAGCCGGCAGCCCGUCCGCCCAGCCCCUGGCGCAGGCCUGGCUGCAGCUGCUGGACGCGGCGCGGGAGAGCGUGCACAUCGCCUCCUACUACUGGUCGCUCACGGGCGCGGACAUCGGGGUCAACGACUCCUCCUCCCAGCUGGGAGAGGCCCUCCUGCAGAAGCUGCAGCAGGUGCUGAGCAGGAACGUGUCCCUGGCCGUGGCCACCAGCCACCCGACGCUGGCCAAGAGCUCCACCGACCUGAAGGUCCUGGAAGCCCGAGGUGCCCAGGUGCGCCACGUGCCCUUGGGGCAGCUCACCGGGGGCGUUCUGCACUCCAAGUUCUGGGUCGUGGACGGGCGGCACGUGUACGUGGGCAGUGCCAACAUGGACUGGCGCUCCCUGACGCAGGUGAAGGAGCUGGGCGCGGUGGUGCACAACUGCAGCCGCCUGGCCCGGGACCUGGAGAAGACCUUCCAGACCUACUGGCUGCUGGGGGCGCCCCGGGCUGUGCUCCCCAAACACUGGCCUCACAACCUCUCGUCCCACAUCAACCACGCCCAGCCCCUCCGGGCCCGCUUUGACGGGGUGCCCACCACGGCCUACUUCUCGGCCUCGCCGCCUGCGCUCUGCCCCCGCGGCCGCACGCGGGACCUGGACGCGCUGCUGGCGGUGAUGCGGGCGGCCCGGCAGUUCCUCUACGUCUCGGUGAUGGACUACUUCCCCACCACGCGCUUCAGCCACCCGGCCAGGUACUGGCCGGUGCUGGACACCGCGCUGCGGGAGGCGGCCUUCAGCAGGCGGGUGCCCGUGCGCCUGCUGGUCAGCUGCUCGCUGCACACGGACCCCAGGAUGUUCCCCUUCCUGCGCUCCCUGCAGGCCUUCAGCGACCCCGCCGCCAACGUGUCCCUGGACGUGAAAGUCUUCAUCAUGCCGGUGGGGAAUCACUCCAACAUCCCGUUCAGCAGAAUGAGCCACAGCAAGUUCAUGGUCACGGAGAAGGCGGCCUACAUAGGCACCUCCAACUGGUCGGAAGAUUACUUCAGCAGCACGUCGGGCGUGGGCCUGGUGGUCAGCCAGCGGGCCUCCGGGCCCCGGCCCCGGCUGAGCUCCGUGCAGGAGCAGCUGCGGCAGCUGUUCGAGCGAGACUGGAGCUCCCGCUACGCCGUGGGCCUGGACGGACAGGCCCAGGGCCAGGACUGCGUGUGGCAGGGCUGAGGCCCCGCCCUGGCUGGCUCCCGGCCGGCACAGCUUCUGGUGGACACUGCCCCCCCCACCCCUGCCAGGCCUCCCGGUCUGUCCCCCCAUCUGGGCUCCAAGCCGCUCCUUUCCUACAAGCCCUGAUCAGGGUGGAGACUGCCCAACGCCCAGUGUUGCGAACUGUUUGCUCUCCUGUUGUCCAAAUACAGGCCCCCUAACCCCCA